CUGUCGGGCUCAUGUACUGAGAAAAUCAGAGAACACAUAGGAAGGACAGCUUCACACUGUCUCUCUCUCAGAUAGACAGAUGCAGGGACAGUGAGCUGUAAGAGGUGACUGAGAUAUAGUAAAAUAGAAAGAGAGACAGAGAGAAAAACAGAGUGAACGAGAAAGAGGUAGAGAGAGGGGGAGAGAGAGGGAGAGACAGGUGAAUCUGUCUCUCUCUCUCGUCCACAGAAAUUGUCACACUGGCCUCUGGAACAGCGAUGGCCUUCACCUUUGCCGCCUUCUGCUAUAUGCUCACGCUUGUCCUGUGUGCUGCACUUAUCUUCUUUGUCAUCUGGCAGAUCAUUGCUUUUGAUGAACUGAGAACAGACUUUAAAAACCCCAUAGACCAGAGCAACCCAACCAGAGCGAGAGAGAGAAUCCUGAACAUCGAGAGAAUCUGUAACUUGCUCAGGAGGUUGGUGGUUCCUGAAUAUUCUAUCCAUGGUUUGUUCUGUCUGAUGUUCUUGUGUGCUGGUGAGUGGGUCACACUUGGUCUCAACAUCCCCCUGCUCUUCUACCACAUGUGGAGGUUUUUCCACCGGCCGGCUGAUGGCUCUGAGGUGAUGUAUGACCCUGUCAGUGUAAUGAAUGCAGAUAUUCUUAAUUACUGCCAAAAAGAGUCUUGGUGCAAACUGGGGUUCUACCUGCUCUCCUUCUUCUACUACCUGUACAGCAUGGUUUAUGCUCUGGUCAGCUUCUGAUUGAUGAAGAACUGACAAAAGGAAGAAGAAACAAGAAAGAAAGAAUGUUCUGUUCUCCUCCUCCUCCUCAGCCAACAACAGAAAUGCCUGGAGACCCGCUGAGGUGCUGGUGGAGAGAGAGAACGUGAGAAGCUCGGGCAGCAGUGAUGUUUGAGUUUUAUUUCUUUAAGGGCUGCUGAACAUUUCUGCUGCUCAGAGUGAAAAGGCGAAUCACCUCCAGUGCGAUGAGACGUGAUCAUCACUGAUGAUCAUCUUCUGAUCUACAGACUCCAGAUUCGAUGCCAUACAAUAUCGAUUUUCAUUUGCGAAAAGAUUUUUGUGUAGAAGACCUCUGUUUAGUUUUAAAGUGUUAGAUUAGUGAUAAAGCUUUCACUGUUUUAGUCCAGUGGUAGAUUCUAUUUACUUUAAUAAUAUAUCCAUUUUAUUCUAACACUCAGUUGUUGUAUCUCAAUCCAGGGUAGAAACUACUCGUGUCCUUACACUAGACAAACUGCACAUUUUAUAUUUACGACUGAACAGCGAAGGCAAUGUUUACACUGAGCAACCAAUGAAACGAGAAAAAUAUCCAGGCCGGGAAAACUGUUCAGAUAUCUGUGGAAGAGACUGGAAUCAUUCUGAGAAUCGGUGUAAAUAAGCACACACACACACACACACACACACACGCACACACGCACACACGCACACACACACACUGUUGUCAGCCUUAUAGAGAAAAGCCAACGCCUCCGUAUCACUGUGGAGAAGCAGCAGGUCCUCUGAGAUGGAGUAAGACCUUUGAAACAUUGCCUUCUGGACUUAGAUGGAAUGUGACACAUGGAACAGACUGAGAGUUAGAUUUCAACAGAGUCAGAGUGAGACAAAGAGAGAAAAAGAGAAAAAAGGUAGAUGAAACAGAAGUAUAAAAUAAAGUAGUGAGACAGUGUGAGACAGGCUGAGACAGAGUGAGUCAGACAGACAAAGACAGUGAGACAGAGUGAGACACAGGCUAAGACGGAGUGAGACAGACAGGCUGAGAAGGUGAGACAGAGUGUGACAGAGUGAGUCAGAGAGGCUGAGAAGGUGAGAGAGUGAGACAGACAGGCUGAGAUGAUGAGACAGAGUGAGACAGACAGGCUGAGAUAGUGAGACAGACAGGCUGAGAUGGUGAGACAGAGUGAGACAGACAGGCUGAGAUAGUGAGACAGACAGGCUGAGAUGGUGAGACAGACAGGCUGAGGUGGUGAGACAGAGUGAGACAGAGUGAGACAGACAGGCUGAGAUGGUGAGACAGACAGGCUGAGAUGGUGAGACAGAGUGAGACAGACAGGCUGAGAUGGUGAGACAGACAGGCUGAGGUGGUGAGACAGACAGGCUGAGGUGGUGAGACAGAGUGAGACAGACAGGCUGAGAUGGUGAGACAGAGUGAGACAGACAGGCUGAGAUGGUGAGACAGAGUGAGACAGACAGGCUGAGGCAAAGAAAUGUGCUGCUAAGGAUCAUUUCAUUUAAUGGAAUUAUGAGCAAUGCCCUAACACUAUUUCAUUCCUGCUCUGGAGUCAUGUCCACUUUAAGGCUCUGUGCCAAAGUGACUCUUAACCCUUUCUAAUUCACAGGCUAGCAGGACUAGCUAAUCAUGGGAUCUCUUCUAAAUACAGUGUUCUCUUUACUAGUGACUCUCUUUUUAUGCUGGUUCUGCACUUAGCAGCGGUUCUCAUGAGAAUGUUUUAUCACACGAUGAUGUUUGGGACGUGGCCGGUUCUGGACAGUUUAUUAUGAAUGGUUGAUGUCAGAGCUGCUGAUGACACUGUUACUGAUGAUGAUGAUGAUGAUGAUGAUGAUGUCAUUGUGUUUCUUUGCUCAUAUUUCACCCCUACAUCUGUGUAUUAUAUCUUCCUGGUUGUGAGAACAAGACUGUGGACAAUAUUGUACAAACAUUUACCAUCACCUUACAUACACACACAUUCUUUUUCUAAAAACACAAAAUUUUUGUGUGUCUGUGUUUGCGUGUGUGUGUCUGUUUGUGCGCGCGCGAGUGCGUGUGUGUGCGUGCCUGCGCGUGCGCGUGUGUGUCUGUGUGUGCGUGCGCGUGUGUGUGUGCGUGUGUAUCUCUGUGUGUGUGUGCGCGUGUGUGUCUGUGUGUGUCUCUGUGUGUGUGUCUGUGUGUGCGUGUGUGUGUGCGUGUGUGUCUGUGUGUGUGUGUGCGUGUGUCUGUGUGUGUGUGCGUGUGUGUCUGUGUGUGCGUGCGGGUGUGUGUGCGCGCGUGUGUCUGUGUGUGCGUGCGCGUGUGUGUGUGCGUGUGUGUCUCUGUGUGUGUGGGUGUGUGAGACCUGGUGUGUCCGUUGACAAUCAAGUACAGACUGAGUGUAGAAAGAUGAAUAAGAUCAUUAUGACAUCAUCACUGACAGUCUCACAGCGCUGUUCACGACACAUGGGAAUUACAGUAAAGACGAGUUUCUGACUUACAUCUCAAUAGAACCUGGAAUUUUCUGGAAUCACGCCAGUGUAAAAACCGUGUUAGGGAUAAACUCCCACCUUCCCAUCAUCCUCACCUGAUGACCUCAUCAACCAUAGUGUAGUGCACUUUAGCUUUUUAGUGUGUAGCAUAUAUAGAUAUAUAUAUAUAUAAAACCAUCACCAUGGUCAGUAUAUCUUUGGUGUUGGGUGUGUUGCCAUGACAACACUGAUAUUUUCUUUCCCAGUUGGAGGGGAUGAAGUGCUCGAAGUGUCGUGUUUGCUGUAAUUCCACACUAAGUGAACGUGCUGUAACGUGAAC
This is a messenger RNA of Tachysurus vachellii, 3492 nucleotides long. It is a transcript of the gene cnih2, whose product is annotated as cornichon family AMPA receptor auxiliary protein 2. Gene Ontology annotation, biological process: regulation of AMPA receptor activity; vesicle-mediated transport. NCBI's taxonomy places the organism in Eukaryota, Metazoa, Chordata, Actinopteri, Siluriformes, Bagridae. The transcript is spliced from 6 exons. Gene Ontology annotation, cellular component: synapse; dendrite. The record is from RefSeq and is a predicted model, not a curated record. Bases 258 to 740 code for a protein of 160 amino acids.